Messenger RNA from Colletotrichum karsti, 1911 nucleotides. RefSeq lists its product as uncharacterized. The transcript has 2 exons. Gene Ontology annotation, molecular function: protein kinase activity; ATP binding. NCBI's taxonomy places the organism in Eukaryota, Fungi, Ascomycota, Sordariomycetes, Glomerellales, Glomerellaceae. Bases 1 to 1911 code for a protein of 636 amino acids. Gene Ontology annotation, biological process: protein phosphorylation. The record is from RefSeq and is a predicted model, not a curated record.
AUGGAUCCCGUCUCAGCUGCCGGCUUGGCCAUUGGCGCCGCCUCAAUCGGACUCCAAGUCUACACGAGUUGCAUACAGGGAAUUCAGUUGCUCAUCACGGCCAGAAACUUUCCUGAAGACUGCAAGUUCCUGAACUUGAGGCUGCGCAUGGAGCAACAAAGACUGUUUGCCUGGAGUGAGACAUCUGGUCUGCUCGACCUGGACGGCAACAAGAAGGAUAAGAUUCUUGAAUCAAACACCUUCAUCCUGCAUCGAACCACUGUCCUCGACUUGUUGAUGCAGGUGCAAUGUCUCUUCAAAGAGUUCGAGGAACACCAGCAACGCAACGAACGACUGAAGCCCACGCCAGAUCGUGAUUCGGUCCUCGAGAACCCGGAAAAGGAUGCUGCCGCGGCAAAUUUUCCUCUGCCUGAGAAGAGGAAGCACUUCAUCAAGCGAGCUAUGUCGAAGCUGAAGCAGCGAUCCCAGGAGGGCUUUCUCAUAUUGAACUGGGUUUCUUUCGACAAGGCCGCUUUCGAACUUCUGCUAUCACGGUUCUCAACUCUCAAUGACAACAUGACCGACAUCCUUGAUGCCCGCAUGCAGGUCGAGAUUCAUCAUACCGUACAGGACACAAAUCGAGGCGUCCUGCAGCUGCACCACCGCAUAGCUGAUCUAGGUCGGCUGGUCAUGGCGUUGAACGUGAAGUUGGACGCCAGCGUACCGCUGAAUAUCUCUACGAUGUCCAUGAGCCAAAGAACAGCCAACGCCGACGACCUUAAGCUCAUAUCCAAGUUAGCCAAGUUCAAGGCCUUCAACGAGUCGAUGGAUUCACCGAAACAGCCACCUUUGGAUGAAGCGACAGCCAUGUAUCUUGAGCUCGGGAAGCCUGGUCAACGAGACAAACUUCUCUUGGAUCGAACGAUGUUUGAAUUGGAUGAAGAAGCCGAAGAUCUGGACCAGCCGAGAUGCGAAGCGACUCUUCGUGGCGUCGACGGCAUCAGCAAGAGAGUGUGGAUCGAGUGGAAGGAGUACGAACCUCAGACAGACAAGGAAGAUUCGCCGUCGAAGCAAGUCAUCAUCGAUAGAGUAGGCAAGCUCGCCGCACUACUGAACCACAACCCCAAGCCCGAGGCUUUCCGGACGCUGCACUGCCUGGGUUACUUCGACAUGGCCGGAGCAGAGUCUGACAUGGCAGGCGAUGAUGACAUUUUGAACCGAAAGCUGGGUCUGGUUUUUGAACGGCCCAACGACGACGAUCUCGACCCGUCAUUGUCUCCGGUAUCACUACGCGACCUCUUUCAAAGUGAGCGCAAACCCCGUGUCACCGAUCGAGUCAACCUCGCACACGCCAUCAGCAGCUGUCUGCUUUAUCUGCAUGCCGUGAACUGGCUGCAUAAGGGCCUGCGUAGCCACAACAUCGUCUUCUUCCGAUCCAAGGACGGCCGAGUGGACUACGCAAAGCCCUAUGUGACAGGCUUUGACUACUCACGCCCGGCUCGCAGCGGAGAAGAAACAGACAUACCUGUGGACGACGGAGAGUGCAAUCUGUACCGCCACCCCCAGGUGCAGCUGAUGAACCCGGCAGAGAGGGAGCGCUUCCGCAAAAGCUUCGACAUCUACAGUCUCGGUGUUCUCUUCGUGGAGCUCGCGCACUGGAAGCCAGUGGACACGGUAUUGGGUUUCGACAUCUAUCGCAAGCCGAGUCUCGCGAUCAGGGUCAGGGACGGUCUGCUCGAGGAGGAUCAACUGGCGGAAGUCGGUGCGAGCUUGGGGGAGGUCUUCGAACAGGCGGCAAGAAGGUGUAUCGCGGGAGGAGACCAGCUCGGCCUGGCAAACGGAGAAGAUGAGACAGAUGACACGGUUGCGUCGAAGCUUUCGAUGAAAUUUUACGAGGACGUGGUCCAAAGACUGUACGAAGUGCGCGUUUGA